Molecule: messenger RNA, 2868 nt
Organism: Daphnia magna
Lineage: Eukaryota; Metazoa; Arthropoda; Branchiopoda; Diplostraca; Daphniidae
Exons: 11
Coding region: 424-2223 (599 amino acids)
Biological process (GO): nucleoside metabolic process
Molecular function (GO): catalytic activity
Source: RefSeq, a predicted model, not a curated record
GGCUAUUAAUGAAUAGAGGAAUAGUCGAAGCGGUCGAACGUCGAAGUCGAAUACGAAUUCGUCUGAUCGCCUGGCACUGUUGUAUUUCUUUGUAUUAGCUCAGCCUCAAAUAUUCCGCAGUACAGGCACACUGACAGUUGAGAGCAGGUAAUGCCCGCAGGAUAACGCCGAAAUUUGAAAGUUAAUAGUGAAAGGGAACAAGGUUGGUGCGCCCUGAAAUAUCCGUUGGUGCCGUGUUGCCCCGUCUGAUGUUGCGGAGGGAUGAGAAAUCUAUUUCGAGCACACGUCUUCCCAUUCCCAUAGUAAACAAUACGGCUUCGCCUAACUGAGCUUCGGCUUCUACUAAAGUGAACUGAUGCUGUAUGUUUGUAUGUGAAAAGGAUACUUCCAGUCAGCCAUUUAUCAACAACCAACAUUCCAAAGAUGCAGGAAAAUAGUUCACAACAAGAUCAGAUAGUUAUGACACCAGGGAAGAGGACAGCCAAUUCCACCAUCAUUAUGGUGGAAAGACGUCCUAUGGCUAUUAAAGAUGAGAAAGAAAAUGUCCAUGUUGCAGGUGGAGCUCAUAAGGGGAUAGUGAUUAAUAAAAAUUCUGUUGCAACUGAGGAUGAUCCAACUCCAGUACAACUAUCACUUGAGUUUUGUGUAUACUUGGUGAAUGCUGCCACAAACAUCCAUACCAAAGAGAGCAGGCAAUUGCGAUUUUGGUUCAAGGAGGCUGUCUCUGAAUGUGAGCAGCCAAAAGUGGCACAGGAAUUCUUUAAGAAACUUGUGGCCCCUUUCGAAUUUCCAAGAGACUAUGUAGGCUUCAUUAAGAAGAUUAUGAAGCUAAUGCAACAAGAUUACCCUACUCUUCGAAAAAUAGAAGUGGAGUUAAAGCAGCUUGGCCAAUCAAGUCAACCUCCACCAGAUACAGCCAAGCGGGGAACAAUACUUUUAUCAGUGGGAGUAAAGGGGAAGUCUUCCAUAGAGGUUAAAGGUAUGAUGGACCAGGAUGUGAGUUUAACUGAAAUUGAAGUCACAUCGACUCGUUUGUUGGAAAUGAUUGAAUCGGCGUACCCUAACCCUCUGUCCGUGUCCGAAAUGGCCAGGCAAACGCAGAGUGAAACACAGAAGGUAUCCUCACUGCUCGCAGAACUUCAAGCUAGUGGUUUGGUGAAAACUGUGAACGGAAACGAGUCUUUCACACGUGUUGUACGCAACGAGAAUAAAGUUAAAGUGGUCAAGCAAAUGCCCAAAAUCGUUAAGGCAAAGCAACCUACCAUCGCAAUUAUUACUUCCCAGUACUGUGAGAAACUUGCAGUAGACGCUAUGAUGGAUGAUCAAGAAACUUUUGUACGCUACACUACCGUUGGUGAAUCAAAUAUCUACACGUUAGGUAACAUCGGACAGCACAGAGUGGUUUGUACCAAACUUCCCACCGUUGGCCACACACGAGAAGCGUUGAUUGCCUCCGGAAGCACAACAACCCGGCUAUUAGGAACAUUUCAGGCAGUUGAAUUCGUGAUCUUGGUGGGAGUGGGGGGAGGAGUUCCCCAUUACACGGAUCAUGCACGCCACGUUCGUCUAGGUGAUGUGGUUGUUUCUUCGCCCAUCCCUCCCAAAAAAGAUAUAUAUACAUACUGUGAACUAGAGCCGGUAAAGGAAGGACAAACACAAAUGAAUCCAGUAUAUGAGACGAAAUCCUGGGCCCCGCCAACUUUCCUCCUCCAAGAAAUAAGUGCCCGUUUGAAAGCCCAGGUUGAAGACGAUCCGACCCAGGCAGUUUGGGAUAAAUACAUCACAGAAGGAAUAAGUAAACUGUCUAAGGAUGGCGUCAACUUUUCCCGUCCCCCGGAAGAUACUGAUAAAUUAUAUAUGUCUCUUGGAGGCUCUGACGUGAUUGAGGUGACGCACCCGACAGGUUCUUCUGAAAAUGGGCGCCAACCAGGAAAGCCAGUCAUUCACCUUGGACCAAUAGCUGCUGGUCGUCAAGUGAGCAAAGACGAUCAGCUCCGACAAGAUUUUGCAGCCCGUUUUGGGAUCUUAGCGUUCGAUAUGGAAUAUGAUGCGGUCAUUGAAAGUGUCUAUGGUAACCGAAAAGAUUCUUAUUUGAUAGUCCGUGGAAUAGCUGACUACAAGGAUGGUUCAAGGAAAAAAGAUUGGCAACCGUAUGCCUCACUGGCAGCGGCGGCAUUCACAAAAGCCGUCAUCUGCUCAAUGAACCUUUCUAAUGAUGACUAGCGUCAAAGUUUGCUCCAGGUGGUGUAAAACAAAAGCGCUCUUCAUUCGGUCCAAAUUCUCUCCAGAACUUGCAUCUCUUCAAAUCACUGGAUCUGUUCGUUUGUUAAGAUCUGACAUUCAUCCUAUUUUAAAUCUUUUGAUCGACUCACCUAUCAGCUGCAUUUUCCUCUUUUGCUAUUCCCAAUUGCGUCCUAGUCCCAACAGCUAUAUUAGAGUAUUAGAUCGAAUAUAAUAUAUUGUAUUUCUGCAGCUAAUUAUUUUAGCUUUAGCUAUGACUUGGCUUCAACCAAAGUUUUGCAUCUUUUGAAUAAAAGAUAAGGUAACUAGGAGAUAAAAACUAAUCGUCGAUUUUAUUUAUUGCAUCGCGUGUGGGUGUACACAGAACAGUUAAUAUUUCGUUUCCUUUUCGUGAAACAUAGCCCUUUUAUUUAACUUUCACUGAUAAUUUCUUCUAAUGUUGUACUUGUCGGAGACAUUCAAAACACUGACAGCUAAAAAACAAAUUCAACUUUUUUACUUGUAAGCAUAAUCUAAACGAUUAAAGUUGUAGCAGUUAGUUGAAAUUAUGGUGCAGCCAUUAUACACGGCAAAAAAUUGUAUUCCCUUUCAAGAACAGUUACAAUAAAUAUUCUUUUCAACAUAAAA